AGGUGAAUUCUAAACUGGUUAAGAAGAAUUGGGGAGGUUUUACCACUUCUCUCCUCCUCCUUCAAGCUCUCUUCCACAGAGAUUGAGAACGAAAACUCAAGCUUUGAAGCAUGAGGAGAUCGAUUUCUUCAAAAGCGAAGUCGUUUCUUCAUCGGAAUCUUCUCUAUUCAGGUAAUUCCGGAACUUCUCCGUCGUCGUCGUUUAGCAUUUGCGGUUUCUGUUUCUCGAGACGAGCUUAUUCUAAUGGCAGUGAUUAUCGAGAAAUGUUGAGAAAUGGGAUUCGGUUUAUGAAACUAGACGAUUCUCUUGAUCUCUUCUUUCACAUGGUUCAAUGUCGUCCUCUUCCUUCAAUUGCUGAUUUCAGUAGAUUACUAAGUGCUAUUUCCAAGAUGAAGAAGUAUGAUGUUGUGAUCUAUCUCUGGGAACAGAUGCAAAUGUUAGGGAUUCCACAUAAUCUCUGUACUUGCAAUAUCUUAUUGAAUUGUUUCUGUAGAUGUUCUCAGCUUUCUCUUGCGUUAUCGUUUCUUGGGAAGAUGAUUAAACUUGGUCAUGAGCCUAGCAUUGUCACGUUUGGCUCGUUGCUUAACGGUUUCUGUCGCGGUGAUAGGGUUUACGAUGCUUUGUAUAUGUUUGAUCAAAUGGUGGGAAUGGGAUAUAAGCCUAAUGUUGUGAUCUACAAUACAAUCAUUGAUGGUCUUUGCAAAAGCAAGCAGGUUGAUAACGCGUUGGAUCUUUUAAACCGGAUGGAGAAAGACGGGAUUGGACCGGAUGUGGUUACCUACAAUUCUCUUAUAUCUGGACUUUGUAGUUCGGGGAGGUGGAGUGAUGCUACUCGAAUGGUAAGCUGUAUGACCAAGAGGGAGAUCUACCCUGAUGUAUUUACUUUCAAUGCGUUGAUUGAUGCUUGUGUGAAAGAAGGAAGGGUUUCAGAGGCUGAAGAAUUUUAUGAGGAGAUGAUCCGAAGAUCUUUGGAUCCUGAUAUUGUUACUUAUAGUUUACUGAUUUACGGGCUUUGUAUGUACAGUCGCCUAGAUGAAGCAGAGGAAAUGUUUGGUUUUAUGGUUAGCAAAGGUUGCUUUCCAGAUGUUGUAACUUAUAGUAUUCUCAUUAAUGGAUAUUGCAAGUCUAAGAAGGUAGAGCAUGGGAUGAAACUCUUCUGCGAGAUGUCUCAGAGAGGAGUGGUUAGAAAUACAGUCACUUACACAAUUCUUAUUCAGGGUUAUUGUCGAGCGGGUAAGCUUAAUGUUGCUGAAGAAAUUUUCAGACGGAUGGUUUUUUGUGGUGUGCAUCCUAAUAUUAUCACUUACAACGUUUUGUUACAUGGUUUAUGUGAUAAUGGGAAGAUAGAGAAAGCAUUGGUGAUAUUGGCAGAUAUGCAGAAGAAUGGAAUGGAUGCUGAUAUCGUUACGUAUAAUAUCAUCAUUCGCGGGAUGUGUAAGGCUGGUGAGGUUGCAGAUGCUUGGGAUAUAUAUUGUAGUCUCAACUGCCAAGGAUUGAUGCCUGAUAUUUGGACAUACACUACAAUGAUGUUAGGAUUGUACAAGAAAGGACUACGGCGUGAAGCAGAUGCGCUGUUUAGAAAAAUGAAAGAAGAUGGGAUUUUGCCAAAUGAAUGUUACGUAUAGUGAGGCUUACUAGGACUAAGCACAUUAGCUUAAGUAUCUCAGGGAAGCUUGCAAGAUAUUUAUAUCCGGGUCAGGCUCCUACCUGUGAGAUGUUUACCCCUGGAAGCCAAUUUUGGAAUGAGCUAAUUUUAGUACCAUAGAUAUUGUUAAUAUUAGCGCGUAAGCUGCAUAGUGUCAUAGUGGAUUAUUGACAGACAUUACAGUAUCGAAGCUUGAAUUGUAUGUAUAGCCGAUUUGUCUCCGAGAGGAUGUUUGCCCUUGAAAUGAAUAACUCAGGUCCUUUGAAACCAAGUUGGAAUUCUAUGAGGAGAGCUGACUCUAUCAUAAGAAGCCAUCUUCUCAAGUGUCAUGAAUAAUCUCAGUAUUCAGUUUAUAAUUGUCCAUUCUUUCAUACACUGUAUACCAAUGUUUGUUUAUGUGUUCUUCAACAAAGUUUCUGUAACAAUUUUUUGUAUGUUACAAAGUUUAUGUA
Arabidopsis thaliana (thale cress) is the source of this 2097-nucleotide messenger RNA. RefSeq names its product Pentatricopeptide repeat (PPR) superfamily protein. The transcript has a single exon. NCBI's taxonomy places the organism in Eukaryota, Viridiplantae, Streptophyta, Magnoliopsida, Brassicales, Brassicaceae. The coding region runs from base 111 to 1625 and encodes 504 amino acids. Gene Ontology annotation, cellular component: mitochondrion. The record is from RefSeq and is marked reviewed. Gene Ontology annotation, biological process: gene expression.